Messenger RNA from Stylophora pistillata, 2077 nucleotides. RefSeq names its product mitogen-activated protein kinase kinase kinase 3-like. Gene Ontology annotation, molecular function: protein kinase activity; ATP binding. Gene Ontology annotation, biological process: protein phosphorylation. The record is from RefSeq and is a predicted model, not a curated record. NCBI's taxonomy places the organism in Eukaryota, Metazoa, Cnidaria, Anthozoa, Scleractinia, Pocilloporidae.
CUGACGUCUCGGUUUAGAUUACGACGGAGUAGAUCUCUUCGUAUUGGGAGACGGGGUAAUCAACUCUCUUCGACUCGUGUAGACUGAAAAAUCGAAAGCAAAUGGCAUCAGCUAAUGCACAAACCGAUGAGGCAAUCAAUUAUGCUCGACUGUGUCACCUUUUGGUGAAUGUUGGCUCCCAAGCCUUAAGAGACACUUUUGAUGCCAUACACCCCCCAGAAAGACUUCAUUAUAUGUUAACGAGUCAGUAUGCAAAACUGCACUCUUUGAAGCAAGAGAAAGUCCUGAAUGGUGCGCAAUGGAAGAAACUGUAUCCAACUAAUCCAUUAUCUGUUUCAUCACAAGACUUUGAUAUGUCGACACUGCUUGUGCUACUGACGAACAGCUGUGGGUUGGUUCCUCCCAGUACUGGAUGGAACAAACUUCCCCCAGCUCCAGAUAAAAGUAAGGAGGCCCACCUAGCCAGGCUGAAACACUUCCGUAGGGCUGUGUACGCCCAUACCACCUACGCCUAUGUAAAGGAUCCAGAAUUCAGCCGCCUUUGGAAGGAGAUAUGCAAUGUCAUAGUAGAACUGGGGGGAGCAGGUUAUGGAACUGCUAUCAGUAGGCUUAAGAAUGACUCCUUACACGCUGAUACGGUAGAACACUACCGGCAGUUGCUAAACCAGUGGAAGCAAGAUGAAGUCAAUUUCAAAGAAGCGUUCAGAGAACUUGAAGCUGUAAAGAAAGUGGAGCAUACGAUGAAGGAAACUCUAAAGUUAGGAGAAUUCCUUGGAGGUGGAGCGUACGGCAAGGUGUAUAAGUGUUUUCUCAAUAGUAACGGCUUUGAACAUCCUUGUGCAGUGAAAGUGGUGGAAAUAAAGCCUCACUCUACUGAAACGAGGACGGAGGUGGAUGUUUUCAAAAACGAAAUUAGCAUUUUGAGCACACUUAAACAUGAACGAAUCCUGACUUAUUAUGGCAGCGAAGAGAAAGACAAUCAUCUUCAUUUAUUUAUGGAACUCAUGGAAAGGGGAUCAUUGUAUGAUUACAUAAAGAAGAAGAAGUGUCUCGAUGAAUGGGAAUCAAGAAAGUUCACAAGACAAAUAUUGGAAGGAGUGUCGUUCCUGCAUUCAGAAAAUGUUAUUCACAGAGACAUCAAAGGAUCAAACGUUCUGAUUGAUCUCCAUGGGAACAUAAAACUGGCUGACUUUGGUUUAUCAAAAUGGAUUGAGAAAAUCGGAAGUAAAUCCAAUCUUUUUUCUUAUGUUGGCACUCCUUACUGGAUGGCACCAGAGAUGUUUUGGGGAAAAGGAUAUGGAAGAAAAUUUGACAUUUGGGGUGUUGGUUGUACGGUCGUGGAAAUGUUGACCGGACGUCCUCCUCUGGGUCACCUUGAGGAGCCCGCGGCCAUUUUUAAGAUUGGAUCUGAACCAACCACGCCGACUCUGCCAGAGGAUGUAUCACAGGAUGGAAGGGAUUUUAUUAAGGCCACAUUGACAUGGAAUCCCGAUGAACGACCAUGGGCGGAUGAGUUACUUCAUCACCGGUUUCUGGAAAUCCCAACUUAAAUUUAAUUCUAACAAAGCAUUCUUAACAAAGAAGUUUCAACCUCUUGACUAACGUCUUACCGUAACUGAGUUGAUUAUUAGUUAGUUUAUUAUUCUUAUUUUUUCAGUUGUUGAGGAAUUUUGCUUCCUUUUGUUUGUCCUUCACCAGUAGCGAGAAAGCCCGCAUGCAUAAAGACGGUUGUAACGGCUGAUUUCCCAGAGUGAUAUUUUCGCAGCGUUUUGUUUAUUGCCUCAAAAGUGCUCAAAAUGAGAUAUAAAUAUAUAGAUAUAGUUACCCUUCUAAACCAUUUGAACUCAAAGUGAAAAAUCAAGGGAUGUCCUAGGCGUAUGUCUCCGCUUCACUUUUGUUAUCAAAUAAAUCUGAAGCAGUGAAGCAUGAUAUUUACAAAGUAGACAUAUUCAUGGACUGGAAGUAAGACGUGUUAAUAGUAUAGGUGCUCUGCAGGCACUCUGAAUACACUUCACUAAGUGUUACAGGUAUAUUUUUCCCAUUUGAAUUUUUCAAAUAAAGGCGUCUAUCAAACAAC